AGUUAUCGACAGAUCGGCGAAACGUCGCACACGGUGGAGCGCCAACUCCAGCUAGGUCGGCGACGUUGUUGACUUUAGUUAUAAAAUAGUUGACAUUGCUGACGAUGUUUUGCUGCCGUACGGGGAGAGAGGCGGCAACAAAUCCGGCUGACAUUUCACCACGCAGCAUUACUGCAAGGAAGGGGUUUUAUGCGAGAGCUUGACUGUGUGGACGUUGCGUUAUUUCUCCGAUUUUGUUUCCGACUCGGACUUAACGGGAGAUGACCUGACCGGCGGAGUGCGUUCCUUUUUCACCAAAGGAUAAAGAAAUGGAUCAGGGUGGACUGAAGCGCAACGGUAAUCGAGACGACAGCCUGACAUUUGGGGAGACAGCAGUCGGAGUAGGCAGAAAUACAGGUGACACAGCUGGUUCACUGCUCCAUUCUGCAAUGCACCUGCCCGGCCCCGGGUCUUUGCCCCAGCCCACAGAGGCCCCAAAUGGACGGGCUGGAACCAAAGAUAAGGGGGAAUACGGAGGGCUCUUUGAGCGUGAGGGGUCAGACAUGAAGGAGGGUAAAAUGAUCAGAAUGCAGAAAGGACAACAACAACAACAGCAGCACCAGGAUAUUGGUAUGUUCAGCAUUGAGGGCAAUUUGCCGUUGCUGAACCAGAGUAUUUCUGAUCACGACCGGACGUCCACCUCUGUCAUCAGUACCUCAGACACAUCCGUCCUGGUCAACCUCCCCCUGCCUGACCUUUUCCCCCAGCACAUCAAGCAGGAGGGGAAUUUUUCUCUCGAAAAGGACCUGGGUAGUCACGGCGGACAUACAGGUGCUGGUCCUUGUGAUUUGGAUGGCAACGGCAGUCGCCUAAUUGAGGAUACAGAGAUUUGGCAAGAGGUGGACCUUCCUAGUUUGUUGCCAGAAAUCAGUUAUGUUGAGUUGGAUUCAGAAGUGGCAAACUUGGAUAACAUCCUACAUGACAGCAGCGGUGGUGGCUGUCCUGACAGCGGCUUGCGAAAGGAAACAAAGUCUCUGGUGGGUAACGGAGGAAACUGUACCAAUGUGAAUGGCACGGACCAGCAGCACCCCAUGCACCAUCAUCGUCACCAGCAGCAGCAGCAGCAGCACCACCUACUACAGCACCAGCAACAUCAGCUUCACCAUCAACAUCAGCAGCCUCCAUCUCUGCUCUCCAGCGUGAUGAUCAAGGAAGAGAAAGAUCCCGACGACUCGUUCAUUCACAGCCGUACUCCUGGUGUGGUCAAACUGGAGAAGCAGGACAGCACUGGUUUCUGCCAGUCGCACUGUCUCCAGAGCAGCAUGAGCUCCCUCCACGGAGGAGGCCCGAUGUCCUCGACCAUGGGCAUCGGCGCAGGACCUGGCUACCACUACAAAGCCAACCCAUCCUCCACAGUGGGCGUACAAGACCAGAAGCAUUUUGGCAUGUACUCAAACCUGCUUCCAGUGGGGGAGAGCUGGGCCAGGGGGAACAGGUAUGGAGAGUCAUCUGGGAUACAGAGGGCUGACAAUGGGCUCCCCUCUGCUGCAGCCCUGGCACCUUUUUCUGUCAGCUUCUCCAGCUCAUCUCCCAGAACAGGAGAGACCAGCAGUUCUGCAUUGCCAGGCCAAUCCAAACCCAGUGGGCAGACCCAUAAGAUCUGUUUGGUGUGUUCGGAUGAGGCCUCAGGAUGCCACUACGGCGUUGUAACCUGUGGCAGCUGCAAAGUCUUCUUCAAGAGGGCGGUGGAAGGAUGGAGAGCACGACAAAACACAGAUGGCCAACACAACUACCUCUGUGCAGGGAGGAAUGACUGCAUCAUAGAUAAGAUCCGCAGGAAGAACUGUCCGGCCUGCCGCUUCAGGAAAUGUCUUCAAGCCGGAAUGAACUUGGAAGCAAGGAAAAACAAGAAGCUGCAGAAAACGCCCCGGACCCCUGGAUCAUCACAGCCCAUCAGCAACAUGCCUGUUUCAGUCAUCCCCAGGUACAUGCCCCAACUCGUGCCCACCAUGCUGUCUGUGCUCAAGGCCAUCGAGCCAGAGAUCAUCUACUCGGGCUAUGACAGCACACUGCCUGACACCUCCUCACGGCUCAUGACCACUCUCAACAGGUUGGGGGGACAGCAGGUCAUCUCUGCAGUCAAGUGGGCCAAGUCGCUGCCAGGCUUCCGCAACAUGCACCUGGAUGAUCAGAUGACAUUGCUGCAGUGCUCCUGGCUCUUUCUAAUGUCCUUCAGUCUUGGUUGGAGGUCGUAUGAGCAGUGUAACGGUAGCAUGCUCUGCUUUGCCCCCGAUCUCGUCAUCAACAAAGAGCGUAUGAAGCUGCCCUUCAUGACCGACCAGUGCGAGCAAAUGCUGAAGAUCUGUAAUGAGUUUGUCAGACUGCAAGUGUCCUAUGACGAGUAUCUGUGCAUGAAGGUCCUGUUACUGCUCAGUACAGUACCGAAAGAUGGCCUGAAGAGCCAGGUGGUGUUUGACGAGAUCAGGAUGACAUACAUCAAGGAGCUGGGAAAAGCCAUCGUCAAGAGAGAGGAGAACGCUAGUCAAAACUGGCAGCGCUUCUACCAGCUAACUAAGCUACUGGACUCCAUGCAGGAGAUGGUCGAGGGUCUUCUCCAGAUCUGUUUCUACACCUUUGUGAAUAAAACUCUCAGUGUGGAAUUCCCCGAGAUGCUGGCGGAGAUCAUCACCAACCAGAUACCAAAAUUCAAAGAUGGGAGCGUCAAGCCUCUGCUGUUUCAUCAGAAGUGACUGCCUUAAACUGUGAAGCAAUGACUUAAAUCCUCCUCCAGGAGCACAAUACCUGUGGCCUCACGCCUCCUUAUCCGGUCCCAGUUUUGGCCAAACAACAGUAGGAGACCCUACCACUGACCUGUAGCCCCUCCUCUUGGCCAAACAAGAGGAAUUUGGUCUCCAGGGUAAAUGUUUUGGCUCUGAAUGUCUGCAUUGCUGCAAUGCAUUUUGGUGAUCUUUUUUUUUUUUCCCCCAGCCCCUUACUCCUCCUACGUCUUUCCUGCCUCCAGUGUUUUACUGCUGUUUUCACUGACAAGCCAACACAUAGAACCACCUUUUCCUCCUUCGACAUGACACCGAACAUACUGUCCAGCCGUUGAAGCUUGCCACAAGUUUAAGCCUACUGUUCCUCUGCUCACCUGUCCAGCAUUCCUCUGUUUGCCCCCCCCCCGGCUCCACUGCGCAGAGAAUGUAGUUGUACUUGUUGUGGUUUCCAGAGAACUGUUGGCGAUGAACGGGACAAACAGAAACAGGAAAAUUAGAAACAUACUCUGGCAUGCGAGAAUCUUUUUGUUUCCCUCUGGACCCAAGGACAGUGAGGAUGAACUGUUUUCAGCUGUGAAUCGGUUAUCUUUUCUGAAAUGAAACAAAUCAGAUUUAUAUACCUGACCAAUGAAAGAAAAGAAAAAAAACAGCUAGAGGAAUAUUCUACAUUUAUUUUAUGCAGUCACGCAUUUCUGACCACACAUGCAAAAGUCUCUCUUACACAUAUAAACAUACAAAGAAUACGCAGACAUGCAUUCACACAGCAAAAUGUUUACACAGGAUGUAUCCGAGAAGGGAAAACCAGUGCCUUUUAGCUUUUGAAGCUCCUCAUAGCCAUCCUCUCUAAACCGUUGUUUCUUUGCAUAAGAAUGUAACCCUGACAUCCUUCCCCAUAUUUUGUCUGUCUUAGUUUUUCCAUGCUGGCAAUUUCGGUUUUCUUUCCAAACCGCUUUUUCAGUGUUUUUAAUGUGGGCAGCUCUCUCUGUUCUGGUCCCCAGACAUGCACAUAAGGAAGACAGCCUAUGAUACAGAUUGGAAAUGUGUAGCGCAGUAUGACAUGUUAAGAUCUUGAGUUUUAGGUCUUGAAAACUUUGAGAAUAACAAAAAAAACAAACAAACAAACAGGAAAAGUAUCACAAAAUGUUGUUAAAGUCCCAAACAUUGUCAGUGUCUUUUCCCCAUGUGACGCAUAUUUGAUAAUGUACUGCAUCUCCCAAUUGGUAUCAGAUACUUUGUCUCUAACAAAUUUGUGAGAAGCUGCAACCAGCUUUGUGCUAAAAGGCCACCACUGGAAUUUAAAAAAGGCAUAUCUGAUGUUUUGUAAUAUUUAGGGGCACACUGACUAACAGACUAAUCAACGAGUUGUUAAUUGAAAACGAUAUUUGUUUACGAACAUUUAUUUUAUUCAGAUGCAGUCGCACAAAUGGGAUUUUUAGAACUGAACUGCAUUUGAAAAACACAUCCAAGGUGUCCAAAGUCCAAGGUGUCUGUGUGUUGAUAAAUAGCCAUAAGUCAAAACCGUCCUUUCAUUGCCAGCUGCAUUCUUACUGAGGUUCUAGUUUAGUAAAUGGUUACUUACAACUUAAUUUGAAAAUUUGCUUUCAUGGACCUCCAGUUAGGAUUACUUACCUGACUGCCUGUUACCAUCUCAGAAAUCACAGCAAGUUCAAAUGAGAAUGGAAAUAAUUCCUGGUGUUUGUUUGUUUGGCUGGAUUUUCUAGACAAUAAGUGCUAACCAAUUCUCAAACCUCUAAAUACUUAGUAUAUUUCUCCCCCAUGUAGUACUCCUGAUAGGUAAAUAAAAUGCGUACUAAUAUUUGUGACAAAAGUAUUGUGUUUCUCAAAAAAUUCCAUUUUAGAUCAAAUAUACCCUUUAAUCAGCUUCAUCUCAGAAUGUUUGCACAAACAGGAACUGUGGUUAUUAUUAAGCUGUUGAGCUCAACAUGGCUGAAGAGGUUUUUUUAUUUAUAUAUAUAUAUAUAU
Messenger RNA from Xiphias gladius (swordfish), 4739 nucleotides. Its product is annotated as glucocorticoid receptor-like. Lineage: Eukaryota; Metazoa; Chordata; Actinopteri; Istiophoriformes; Xiphiidae. The record is from RefSeq and is a predicted model, not a curated record. The transcript has 10 exons. Gene Ontology annotation, biological process: regulation of DNA-templated transcription. Bases 309 to 2729 code for a protein of 806 amino acids. Gene Ontology annotation, molecular function: DNA-binding transcription factor activity; zinc ion binding; sequence-specific DNA binding.